This is a messenger RNA of Pteropus alecto (black flying fox), 1128 nucleotides long. Its product is annotated as C-C chemokine receptor type 2. Gene Ontology annotation, biological process: positive regulation of monocyte chemotaxis; immune response; chemotaxis. The transcript has a single exon. Gene Ontology annotation, molecular function: C-C chemokine receptor activity. The record is from RefSeq and is a predicted model, not a curated record. Lineage: Eukaryota; Metazoa; Chordata; Mammalia; Chiroptera; Pteropodidae. Bases 7 to 1128 code for a protein of 373 amino acids. Gene Ontology annotation, cellular component: membrane; cytoplasm.
AAGAAAAUGGGUGACGAUGACGUGCUUCCCCGGUUCAGCCACAACGUGCUGGCCACGUCUCAUUCUCUGUUUACGGCAAACAUCAAGGGGAAUGAUGAAGACCCCACCACCGGUUAUGAUUACGAGGGCAAUUCACCCUGCGCCAAUGACGAGGUGAAGCAAAUGGAAGCCAGCCUCCUGCCCCCGCUCUACUCGCUGGUGUUCAUCUUUGGUUUCGUGGGCAACUUGCUGGUCGUCCUCAUCCUGAUAAACUGCAAAAAGCUGAAGAGCAUGACCGACAUCUACCUGUUCAACCUGGCCAUCUCCGACCUGCUUUUCCUUCUGACUUUCCCAGUGUGGAUUCAUUACGCCGCAAAUGGGUGGGUCUUGGGGAAUGUGAUAUGUAAACUAUUCACGGGGAUGUAUCACGUGGGUUAUUUUGGCGGAAUCUUCUUCAUCAUCCUCUUGACAAUCGAUAGGUACCUGGCUAUCGUCCAUGCGGUGUUCGCUUUAAAAGCCAGGACGGUCACCUUUGGGGUGAUGACAAGUGGGGUCACCUGGGUGGUGGCUGUGUUCGCCUCUCUCCCAAAAAUCAUCUUUACCAAAUCUCAAGCAGAAGGGUUAGUUUACUUCUGUGGCCCUUAUUUUCCAGUAGAAUGGAAUAAUUUCUAUACAAUCAUGAGAAGCAUUUUGGGCCUGGUCCUGCCACUGCUUGUCAUGGUGAUCUGCUACUCAGGGAUCCUGAAGACCCUGUUUCGGUGUCGAAACGAGAGGAAGAAACACAAGGCCGUGAGGCUCGUCUUUGUGAUCAUGAUCGUUUAUUUUCUCUUCUGGGCGCCCUACAACAUCGUCCUUCUGCUCAACACCUUCCAGAUCUUCUUCGGCUUGGAUAACUGCAUUAGCUCUAAUAGGCUGGACCAAGCCAUGCAUGUGACAGAGACCCUCGGGAUGACGCACUGCUGUAUCAACCCCAUCAUCUACGCCUUCGUCGGGGAGAAGUUCAGACGGUACCUCUCCGUGUUUUUCCGGAAACAUAUCGCCAAACACCUCUGCAAACAGUGCCCGGUUUUCUACCGGGAGACAGCAGACGGCGUGAGCUCAGCAUACACCCCUUCCACAGGGGAGCAGGAAGUCUCGGCUGGUUUGUAA